Molecule: messenger RNA, 2171 nt
Organism: Phragmites australis (common reed)
Lineage: Eukaryota; Viridiplantae; Streptophyta; Magnoliopsida; Poales; Poaceae
Product: metal transporter Nramp4-like
Biological process (GO): metal ion transport
Cellular component (GO): membrane
Molecular function (GO): cadmium ion transmembrane transporter activity; manganese ion transmembrane transporter activity
Source: RefSeq, a predicted model, not a curated record
GGUUUGGUGAGCGUCGUACGCCUGUACCUGCACAGCGACGACUUCUUUCCCUCGAUGCUUGCGUCGCAAUCGAAUCGAUAUGAUAGUAUAAUUGCAUAUGCAAAGGGAACGGAGAGUUGACUUGCAUUGCUAGUUGCAGCUUCGCCUCGAACAAAUGCGCACAGCUCCCUCCUACACAUCUCGCAACGCGACAGCAGCGAUGGAGGAGGCCGGGAGAAGGAUCGAGAGAGAAGAGCAGCAGCGUGGGAGGGGGAGCGGCAGGGUUGCGGCCGUUGAGGUUGGUGGCGGCAGCGAGAUCGAGAUAGAGAUGGAGGCCGCCUCGGCAGGUUGCGGGGUUUCUUCGUCGGGGCAGCAAGACCAUGUGGAAGACGGCCUCCUGCAGAGACCAACAUGGAAGAGAUUUCUAGCACACGCUGGACCUGGUUUUCUUAUUUCCUUGGCUUACCUUGACCCUAGCAAUGUGCAGACUGAUUUGCAGGCUGGAUCAAGUCACAAAUACGAGCUGUUAUGGGUUCUCUUCUUUGGGUUCAUUUUUGUGUUGAUCAUACAAUCAUUGGCAGCAAAUCUGGGCAUCAUCACAGGAAGGCAUCUUGCCGAGCUGUGUAUGUGUGAAUACCCAAAGUAUGUUAAGUACUGCCUUUGGUUGCUCGCUGAGGUUGGUGUGAUUGCUGCCACUAUACCAGGAGUUCUAGGAACCGCUUUGGCAUACAACAUGCUGCUCCACAUCCCUUUUUGGGCUGGUGUUCUGAUAUGUGGAGCAAGCACUCUCCUGCUUCUGGGUUUACAGUGCUAUGGGGCUCAGAAAAUGGAGCUCGUUGGAGUUAUUUUUAUGCUCGUCAUGGCUGCUUGCUUCUUUGUAGAACUGAGCACUGCCAAUCCUCCUAUGGGUGAGGUAAUCAAGGGGCUGUUUGUCCCAAGAUUGCAGGGAGUUUAUGCUACAUCAGAUGCAGUUGCACUAUUUAGUGCUCUGGUUAUGCCGCAUAACCUCUUCCUACAUUCUUCACUGGUGCUAUCGAGAAACAUAUCAUCUUCACCCAAAGCAGUCAAGGACGCUUCCAAAUUUUUCUUGAUUGAGAAUGCAUUUGCUUUGUUCCUUGUGCUACUUGUUAAUGUUUCCAUUGUGUCAAUUACGGGGACUAUAUGCGCUGGUAAUGAGUUGGUUGACGACAUCAACACAUGCAGUAGUCUUACGUUAAUUUCAACAUCUGGAUUCCUCAAGAAUCUGUUUGGGAAAUCAAGAUCAACAAUAUACGGUUUGGCAUUAUUAGCUUCUGGUCAAAGUUGCACAGUUAUCACCAGCUAUUCUGGACAAUACAUUAUGCAGGGUUUCUCGGGUAUGAGGAAAUGCAUCAUUUAUCUUAUUGCUCCUUGUUUCACCGUUAUACCUAGUUUGAUAAUUUGCAGCAUUGGUGGUGCCUUAAGUGUUCGACAACUUAUCAACAUAUCUGCGAUCAUACUGGCUUUUGCGUUGCCAUAUGCUCUGAUUCCUCUCCUCAAAUUCAGUAGCAGUUGUGCAAUGAUAGGACCAUACAAAUACUCAAUAUAUAUUGUCCGAUUCACAUGGAUACUCUCUACGGUAAUCAUGGGGGUCAAUAUUUAUUUCUUUUGCAAUAGCUUCAUCAAUUGGCUUGUGCAUAGUGAACUCCCAAGGAUAGUGAAUGCAAUAAUUAGCACCCUUAUCUUCCCUUUCAUGGCGGCAUAUAUCGCGGUUCUAAUCUACUUGGUUUUCAGAAAAGUUAGUGUUGCUAGUCCAUUCCCCUCAAUGUCAGUUUCCUGUGAGACUGAAGUCGAAGAAGUACAAAGGCAAGAUGAUAAGGUUGAUGAUUUCUCUGUACAUUGAUAUGUCUAGAUGAUGAUACUAAGUAUCAGUGAAAUUCCUUCAUGAACAAAGAAUCAGCUCGUUCAUAUGGCAUAUAUUCAUGGACGGCAUCAACCAAUGAAAGAUGUGUAUAGCUAUAUAUAAUUUUAUUGAUAGUUGUUUUAUCUAUUGAAGAUGGCAUCUAGUAUAACGAAUUUAUGUGCCCAUGGCUGCUCAGAUUAUCUUACCUGGCCAAUAUGCUUACAACAUAUCUGAAUGUGGAAAAAUUUACAGUUCCCACGAGAUCUAAACUGUUUCUUACAUUUGUUACUUUCGGCAACAUGGAAGCAAUAUAUGCUAUGGAAUUCAAGUU